Messenger RNA from Carcharodon carcharias (great white shark), 2138 nucleotides. RefSeq names its product hyaluronidase PH-20-like. Gene Ontology annotation, molecular function: hyalurononglucosaminidase activity. NCBI's taxonomy places the organism in Eukaryota, Metazoa, Chordata, Chondrichthyes, Lamniformes, Lamnidae. The transcript is spliced from 4 exons. Bases 80 to 1501 code for a protein of 473 amino acids. Gene Ontology annotation, biological process: carbohydrate metabolic process; hyaluronan catabolic process. Gene Ontology annotation, cellular component: acrosomal vesicle. The record is from RefSeq and is a predicted model, not a curated record.
GCACAUCAACAAACUCCAAGAGAACUCCAGGUGGAUACCACAAAAAUAGCCAGAGAAAGAAACUGCAACGAACGUUCCCAUGAUGGAGCCAUCCAACCUUUUAGGAAGUUUCAGUUGCUGCAUUAAUGGUUUGGUCAUUUUUUGGCACCUCUUAUUUGUCCCAGUUUGCUUCAGCCAGCCACAACUCAAGACUGCACUUCCGCUUAAACAAAGAUUUCCAUUUCUUGUGAUGUGGAACGCACCAACAGAGCUAUGCACAAGAAAGUUCGGAAUAACUUUCAACCUAACCUCUUUUCCAAUGAUCUCUACCACACGGAGGAGUCCGCUUCAGCAGGACAUUAGAAUCUUCUUCAAUCGUAUGCUCGGUUACUAUCCUCACUAUGAUGAGCUGACAGGUCAGGAAUUCAACGGUGGUAUCCCACAGCAGGUUAGAAUAGAUGAGCACUUGCUAAAGGCUGAGCAGGACAUUGAGGAGUUAAUUCCAUCCAACAUGUCCAGAGGGUUAGCAGUUAUUGACUGGGAAAAUUGGAGGCCCCUCUGGGGUCGGAACUGGCACCACAAGUUAAUCUACAAAUACCAGUCUAUUGAGUUGGCCCAGCAGAGGGACCUCUCCUUAACAUGGGAAAGGGCAGUUGCAGUUGCCAAGACUGAAUUUGAAGAAGCUGCCAAAGAUUUUCUAUUAAAGUCUCUGCAGCUGGGAAAGAAAUUAAGACCAAACCAAUUAUGGGGAUUCUACUUGUUCCCCAAUUGUUACAACUAUAUGCACAAGAACAGGAACAGAACAUAUACGGGGACAUGUCCAUCACGUGCAAUAUCGCGGAACAAUGAACUCCUCUGGUUAUGGCAAGAGAGCACAGCACUUUACCCAAGUAUUUAUCUGUCCAAAGCAUUCAAUUCUUCCUACAACACAAAGCUGUUUGUACAGAAUCGUGUCCAAGAGGCGAUGAGGGUUGCAGCACUUUCCAAGGAGAACUAUUCUCUGCCAGUCUAUCCUUACACCAGAGUAAUCUAUCGUGAUUCAAUGAAUGAAAUCCUCUCUGAGGCGGAUCUUGUGAAUACGAUUGGUGAAAGCGCUUCUCUGGGAGCUGCUGGAAUCGUUGUUUGGGAAAGCUCUAACAUAACUCAAACCAACCACACCUGCACAAUGUUGCAGAGCAUUGUCAACAAUGUCCUGAGUCACUACAUCUUGAAUGUGUCGCAUGCAGCGAGACUAUGCAGCAGAGUACUGUGUCGCAACAAGGGCAGGUGUUUAAGAAAGAACUGGGAGUCCAGCGACUACCUGCACUUGAACCCAAACAACUUCAAGAUACACAGGAGAAAAAGCGGACGUCUUGCAGUAAUCGGCCAAGCAUCCCUGAAGGAUCUGCAGCAGAUGGCGGAGAAAUUCACCUGCCAGUGCUACGUUGGAAAAAACUGUGACUCUCACCUCCCUUUCACUGACACAACUGAACUUGAUGAUGAUAAACCUGUAACACAUUCUUCAAGAAAUGAAUUAGAUUAAUAAGGGCAGACGGAUGUCAGGUUUUAUGCUGAGUUUGGAGAAAGGGAUAUUUUUCACAAAACGUGGUGGUGAUUUAUAAAGAGAGGAGGAAAAGAUCAGCUUGUUCAGCGACCCUGCUGAAAGGUGUGAAUGUGGUACAAAAAAAAGAAAAACUAGCAAUUUUUCAUCCCAACCAGACAUCUCAAUGUGCUUUACAGCCAAUGAUGUACUUUUUGAAGUGAAGUCGCCUGUUGUAAUGUAGGAAAGGUGGCAAUCAGCUUGUGGGCAGCAAACUCCCACAAACAGCAACGUGAUAAUGUUCAGAUAACCCGUUCUUUUCCAAUGUUUGUUGAGGGGUUAAUAUUGGCCGGGGCAUUGGGGAUAACUCUCCUGCAGAAAGUGCCGUGGGGAUCUUUUACACCCACCUGAGCAUGCAAAUGGGGCCUAAAUUGAAAGUGUCAUCUGAAGGACAGCAUCUCUGACAGUGCGGCAUUCCCUCCGUACCGCACUAGAGUGUCAGCAUUUGAGUUUUGAGCUCAAGCUGCGGAGUGGGACUCGAACCUGGGGAGUGAGAGUGCUCCCCACUCAGCCGUAGCUGCUGCUUACACUCCUGUGCAUUCUGGAGAGGUAUUUGGGGAUUUUUGCACAUACAGUUAAA